GCACGAGCUGCUGCGCAUGAACAUCGUGCCCAUCAUCAACACCAACGACGCCGUGGUGCCCCCGCCGGAGCCCAACAGCGACCUCCAGGGGGUAAACGUGAUCAGCAUCAAGGACAAUGACAGCCUGGCCGCCCGUCUGGCCGUGGAGAUGAAGGCCGACCUGCUCAUCGCGCUGUCUGACGUGGAAGGCCUGUAUGACAGCCCCCCCGGCACAGACGAUGCCAAACUGCUGGACACCUUCUACCCCGGAGACCAGCAGUCCAUCACCUACGGCAACAAGUCCAGAGUGGGCAUCGGAGGAAUGGAGGCCAAGGUGAAAGCUGCUCUUUGGGCGCUGCAGGGCGGCACGUCAGUCGUCAUCGCCAAUGGGACAAACCCAAAGGUCACAGGUCACGUCAUUACUGACAUCGUCGAGGGCAAGAAGGUUGGCACCUUCUUCUCGGAGGUCAAACCCGCUGGACCUACUGUGGAGCAGCAGACAGAGAUGGCCCGGACUGCUGGUAGAACUCUGGCGUCCUUGCACCCUGACCAGAGGAGUGAGAUCAUCUGUGGCUUUGCCGAUCUUCUGACAGAGAAGAGGGAGGAGAUCUUAUCUGCCAAUAAGAAGGACAUGGAGCUGGCUGGCAAUGGAGGCCGUAUGACCCCUGCCAUGAUGAAUCGCCUGAGCCUGUCGUCGUCGAAGCUGAACAGCCUGGCCAUCGGCCUGCGCCAGAUCGCCGUGUCGUCGCAGGACAGCGUGGGCCGCGUGCUCCGCAGGACCCGAGUGGCCAACAACCUGGAGCUGGAGCAGAUCACCGUGCCCAUAGGGGUCCUGCUCGUCAUCUUUGAGUCCAGACCAGACUGCCUACCACAGGUCUCUGCUUUGGCCAUCGCGAGUGGUAACGCUCUUCUGCUGAAGGGAGGGAAGGAGGCCACACACACCAACCGCAUCCUGCAUGAGCUCGCCCAGGAGGCACUGGCCCUGCACGGAGUCAGAGACGCCAUCCAGCUGGUGAGCACGCGUGAGGAUGUGGAGGACCUGUGUCGUCUGGAGAAGAUGAUUGACCUGAUCAUCCCGCGCGGCUCCUCCCAGCUGGUGCGGGACAUCCAGCGCGCCGCUAAGGGCAUCCCCGUGCUCGGGCACAGCGAGGGCAUCUGCCACGUCUACAUCGACGCCGAGGCCAGCAUCGACAAGGUCAUCAAGAUCGUCCGAGACUCGAAGUGUGACUACCCAGCAGCCUGUAACGCCAUGGAAACCCUCCUGGUGCACCGAGACGUGCUGCGGGCGCCGCUCUUCGACCAGAUCAUCGACAUGCUGCGCACCGAACGGGUGAAAAUCCACGCCGGCCCCAGGUUUGCGUCCUACCUGACCUUCAGCCCGUCGGAGGUCAAGUCCCUGCGGACGGAGUACGGCGACCUGGAGUGCUGCAUCGAGGUGGUGGACAGCCUGCAGGAGGCCAUCGACCACAUCCACAAAUACGGCAGCUCACACACUGACGUCAUAGUCACAGAAAACGAGGAGACAGCAGAACAGUUCCUUCAGCAGCUGGACAGUGCCUGUGUGUUCUGGAAUGCCAGCUCUCGGUUCGCGGACGGCUACCGCUUUGGUCUCGGUGCGGAGGUUGGCAUCAGUACCGCCCGUAUCCAUGCCCGCGGGCCGGUGGGUCUGGAGGGGCUGCUCACCACCAAGUGGGUCCUGCGAGGGGACGGGCACACGGCGGCAGACUUCUCGGAGCAGGGCAGCAUGAAGUUCCUCCACGAGAACCUCCCCGUGGCACACCCCCUCCACGGGCAGAGGACCAGCAACUAGAACCGGCCCGCCCGCCCGCCCGCCCGCCCGCAACGCAGAACACAACAGAACCCGGAACCCUCAAAUACUCCCCAACGCAACGCCAGCCAAAGUGCUUGGAAUGAACCCCAGUGCUGAGAAGAAGGUUUUAAAACUGUAGCUGUAAAGGACACCACAGGUCGAGGGUCAAGGUCAAGGUCAGAGACUUCAGGAGUGCCAAGCAGACCUACAAGGAAGACCACAUUAGUGCAGCCACACAACACACACACACACACACACACACACACACACACACACCCCACUGUCAGCUGCUGUUCGCCUUCUCCAGUUUCCACAUCGCUUAGGACUGGGCCCUGUGAGGUCUACUUACCCACAAUCCACUGGACUAAAGAGUGGUGUUUUCUCCCCACGUCCCGCUGGUGUCCUACACCCCCCCCCCCCCUCUCUCUCUCUCUCUCUCUCUCUCUCUC
Messenger RNA from Clupea harengus (Atlantic herring), 2238 nucleotides. It is a transcript of the gene aldh18a1, whose product is annotated as delta-1-pyrroline-5-carboxylate synthase-like. NCBI's taxonomy places the organism in Eukaryota, Metazoa, Chordata, Actinopteri, Clupeiformes, Clupeidae. Bases 17 to 1789 code for a protein of 590 amino acids. The record is from RefSeq and is a predicted model, not a curated record. Gene Ontology annotation, molecular function: glutamate-5-semialdehyde dehydrogenase (NADP+) activity; glutamate 5-kinase activity; ATP binding. The transcript has 13 exons. Gene Ontology annotation, cellular component: mitochondrion; cytoplasm.